This is a messenger RNA of Asparagus officinalis (garden asparagus), 630 nucleotides long. RefSeq lists its product as uncharacterized. The coding region runs from base 1 to 630 and encodes 209 amino acids. The record is from RefSeq and is a predicted model, not a curated record. The transcript has 3 exons. NCBI's taxonomy places the organism in Eukaryota, Viridiplantae, Streptophyta, Magnoliopsida, Asparagales, Asparagaceae.
AUGGAUUACCUCUCUUGGAACAUGAACAUGUUGAAGCAUGAUAAGAAGUUCAAGUUCCAUCCUAAGUGUGGUAAGCUCAAGAUCACACAUGUCACUUUUGCUGAUGAUCUCCUCUUAUUCUGUAAAGGGGAUGUUUACUCAAUUCAAAAGUUAUAUCAAUGUGUCAAGGAUUUUGGAGUCACUUCUAACCUUGAAGCAAAUCUCUCUAAAUGUUCAAUAUUCUAUGGAGGAGUUAAGGACUCUGUUAAAAGCUCAAUUCUUGGAUGCCUGGGUUUUCCUGAAGGAGUCUUCCCUAUAAGAUAUCUUGGUGUUCCUCUAAUUUGCAAGAGAUUAUCAUACGUUGAUUGCACUCCUCUUUUUCAGAAAAUCUCUACUAGGGUCCUGCAGAAGAUUGAUGAUUUAUGUAGAGAUUUCCUAUGGGGUAAAACAGAUCAAGCUUUUAAAUCCCCACUGGUUGCUUGGGAUAAAGUUUGUAAAGAGAAGAAAUAUGGAGGUCUGGGGAUAUUUUCAGCAAAAAUCUGGAACAUUGCCUCUGCUCUAAGAACCAUAUGCUUCACAAAUGCAGUUUGGAAUGGAAUCAUGGAUUGGCUUCAAUUCGAUUGGAAGCUUGUGACUGGAAUCGCUUGCUAG